AGCCGCAGCCGCCCUCAAUGAAAGCUGCCCAGAGCAUGACGGGUUUAGAAGCCGUGGAGGACGCCGGGGGGAUCUACAGGAAGAAGGGUCAUUUGAACGAGCGAGCUUUCUCGUACAGCAUUAGACAGGAACACAGAAGUCGAUCGCACGGCUCACUCGCCAACCUGAAGUUCGCUGCUCCGCCUGAGGUGGAGACAGGUCGUGAGGAGUUGAAAAAGGAACGCGAGAUAAUGCAGCUGGUGGCAGGUCUGCAACUGGGACCUGACGAAAUGGAGCGUCGCGAAAUGCCACCGCAUAUGAUCAGAUCCAGGCACGGACCUAGAUAACACCACGCUAUGGGAGUGUCGACGUGCGACUGUCAACCAGCACGUGUCCACCGGAAAUGACAAUCACUUUACCUCGAUUCAUGUCCGAUUUACGCAGCCACAAAUAUUGUUUACCACUGUGGCAAAAAACUUUGUAUCAAGUACUCGUACUGUCUGUAUUUUGUCAGCCGCAAAAACAAUUUUGUACAUCAAGUUACGAUUGUCGAUUCGUAAUCGAUACAAACAUCGAUUUGUCACGAACGCGGCAACUUUCCAAUACACGAUUCUCAUUUCGUGAUAUUAAAAAAUCUAUCAACUUAUUUAGAUAUUAUGAAUAAAUUUUUGUAGCACUAUUUCAUACAACGAAUGUGGUCUUAAAAUUUUGUUACUUAAAAUUUAAAUAUACUAUUAUAAUGUCAUUUUAAGUUGUUUAAUAAGGAUGUUAUCUAUCAUGAAGUAUGAGUUAAAAUAAUUGACUACAUAUCUGGUUCAAAGAGUUUCAAAAGAUAUAGAGGAGGUAAUGUCAUCUAAAAUAUUUUUUACAUUAUCUCACUAACGCUAUCUAUGGAUAGGUUUUCAAAACCACAUACAAGUUCAACAACCAACAUAGUACCAUUCAGAACUACCAGAGAAAAAAAUGUACAUUAUGCCUCGUCUAUACAUUUUUUUAAAUACCUGGGUACAUCAUAA
Messenger RNA from Papilio polytes (common Mormon), 995 nucleotides. RefSeq lists its product as uncharacterized. Lineage: Eukaryota; Metazoa; Arthropoda; Insecta; Lepidoptera; Papilionidae. Bases 18 to 326 code for a protein of 102 amino acids. The record is from RefSeq and is a predicted model, not a curated record. The transcript is spliced from 3 exons.